Molecule: messenger RNA, 1725 nt
Organism: Knipowitschia caucasica
Lineage: Eukaryota; Metazoa; Chordata; Actinopteri; Gobiiformes; Gobiidae
Source: the annotation of a GenBank genome assembly
AUGAUGUCGGCUACGAGCAUUGAUCCACAGACAUCAAAAGGACAAGAUGCAAGCAAAGCUUUUCCUGUGUCUGUGCAAAAUGGUUCCCUUCAUCAAAAGGAUACAAUGCACGACAAUGACUUUGAGCCUUACCUCACUGGCCAGUCCAAUCAGAACAACAGCUAUCAAUCCAUGACUGACCCGUACUUGUCCAGCUACUACGCUCCCUCCAUUGGUUUUCCUUAUCCGCUCAGUGAAGCUCCUUGGUCGACGGGAGGAGACCCACCCAUCCCGUACCUGACCCCCUACGCUCCCCUCAGCAAUGGAGACCACCACUUCAUGCACGACACGGUGUUCGGGCAGGCGGGCGGUCUCAGCAGCAACAUCUACCCGCACAGGUUUAACUUUUUCCCGGAGAAUCCCGCCUUCUCGGCCUGGGGCACCAGCGGAUCUCAGGGCCAGCAGACUCAAAGCUCGGCGUACGGGGGCAGUUACAGUUACCCCCCCAGCUCGCUCGGUGGCACUUUGGUCCCAGAUGGGCAGACCGGCUUUCAUAGUGACACCUUGAGUAAAGCGCCGGGCAUGAACAGUUUGGAGCAGGGCAUGCUGGGGUUGAAAAUCGGAGGGGACGUGGGCAGCGGGUCUGGGGUGAAGGGCGGCGCGUCUGUCAUUGGAGGCGGGAGCGUCACCGCCGUUCCCACCGGCAACGGCGGCACGGCUUUAGGCAUGCCCCCAGCCAAACUCACAUCUUGGGCUGCUAUAGCGAGUAAACCCGCUAAGCAGCUUCAACAGAAAAGUAAAUCGAAGCCUAUCGCGGCCAUAGCCGGGGGAGUUCAACCGCCCCCUCCCCUGAAACACUCCAUGGACAUCGACACGUGGGAGAACAAAGUCCCCGCCACUAAAGUUCUGCCGCCGCUGCCUCCGCACCACCCCCAGUCGCUGCACUCUCACACCAGCCUCAUCCCGCCGCUGCAGCAGUCCAUCCAGUCUGCUCAGUCGCUGGUGCAGCAGAUGACCAUGCCGGGCCCGCCGCAGUCUUACCAAAACCACAACCCACAAGCCACGCGCUGGGUCGCCCCCCGCAAUCGCAACCUCUGCUACGGCGGCGGCAGUUUGGACAGCAGCGGCUCAUCCAACGGCGGCGGGAUGGGCAACGGGGGCGGCAUGCUGGGGGGCCUGCCUCCCGGUGCCGAGCCCGGAGUCGAAUCCCACCCGGUUUUGGAAAAGCUUCGCGCCUCGCACAGUUACAACCCCAAGGAGUUUGACUGGAACCUGAAAAACGGGCGCGUUUUUAUCAUAAAGAGCUAUUCCGAGGACGACAUCCACCGCUCCAUCAAAUACUCCAUCUGCGUCAACGGCAGCGGGCACUUCUGCGGCGUGGCGGAGAUGCGCUCGCCGGUGGACUACGGCACCAGCGCCGGGGUCUGGGCGCAGGACAAAUGGAAGGGGAAGUUUGACGUGAACUGGUUGUUUGUAAAGGACGUGCCGAACAGUCAGCUGCGCCACAUCCGCCUGGAGAACAACGACAACAAGCCGGUGACCAACUCUCGCGACACGCAGGAGGUGCCGCUGGAGAAGGCCAAGCAGGUGCUCAAGAUCAUCGCACAGUACAAGCACACCACCUCCAUCUUCGACGACUUCUCGCACUACGAGAAGAAGCAGGAGGAGGAAGAGGUGGUCAAAAAGAGCUACGAGCCGGCGUCCAUACCAACCAGAUCCAGAAUUGAUCAGGAUCGUCAGAAGUGA